Messenger RNA from Durusdinium trenchii, 706 nucleotides. Lineage: Eukaryota; Dinophyceae; Suessiales; Symbiodiniaceae. The record is from the annotation of a GenBank genome assembly.
CAAGCCACAAACUGGACGACUUGUACAGAGCUAUGCCGCCGAAGCGCGAUGAAGUCCAAGUUGGCGACGAGAAAUGGAAGGUGCCUUUUUGGCAGGAGCCUGUCAAGGAGGCAGAGCUUGCCAAGCAUGAGGAUGGCACUCUCAGCUUGGCGCGCCGUGAGGGGUACUUGCAAAAGCGUGCAGGGAAAUCGCGCUUUCGCUGGACCAUUCGGUUUUUCGAGCUGACGGAGGGCCAGAUUCGAUGGUGGAGGCCUUCCUUCAAGGAUCAGCUCACCCAGCCAAGACCUCCACAGGUGAUCCGGAACAAGGAGCCUCGUCCCAAGCCUGUGAGAUGUCUUGAUCUCACUCAACUCAAGCAGAUUACGCGGACCAAGGUGAGGUUUCCCUACUCCACGCGCAUCUUGCUCCAAUUCAAUCCAGACUACACGGACUAUCAGUUGGAGUUGAGAUCUGAGCGGGAACUGGAAAUCAUGGAGUGGUACAAAAUCCUGAUUCGCUUCACCAUGGAGACCUACGAUGUCUCCGUGGAUCGCGCGCCCGAUGGACCGGCCGAUGCUGGAGAAGAAACUGAUGCUCCGGACAGGAUGUGAGUCAGAUGUUUGGGGUGUCUCAAGAGGCAUUCUCAGGGCGCCUUGGUUUGGACCGCGGGGGGGGCACAGAAGAUGCCCUUUCUGACGCAGAAACACCAUCAAAGUGAAGGCUAGGC